UCUGUCAGCAAGUCUAGUGUCGACGAGUGUCAAAAACAAUUUGGGUUAUUGUAUUAUUGAAUUUUACAUUUUUGAUAUUUAAUUAUUUAUAAUAUUACAAUGACGAGCAUUAAAUUUACCGAAAUGGCUUAUUGUAAAAUGAUUUUACAUGCAGCUAAAUAUCCCCAUUGCACUGUAAACGGUAUACUUUUAGCUAAAACUAAUACCAAUAAUUGUAAGGAAAUUGAAUUUGUUGAUUCAAUACCCCUGUUCCACGUUUGUAUUAAUUUAACACCUAUGGCAGAAAUUUCCCUUAUGCAGGUAGAUGAAUAUGCGUCUAAAAAGGGGCUGAUUAUAGCGGGUUACUACGUUGCCCCCGAGAAUCCUAGAGACCAGAGUUUCGAUAAAGUUUAUAACCGAGUAUUUGAUAAAAUUGCUGCCAAUAACAGCCCUUCAUAUGUAGUUAUUGUAAAUAGUACAAAUAGCACUAUUCAGAGAGGAAGAAUUGCCUUAAAAGUAGGUCAGUAUAAUGAUGGGAGUUACAAACAAUGCGAAGACAUUAGUGUAUCAGAUGAUUCAAUGAACGUUUGCAUAUCUGGUAUAAAUACUGGAAUGUACAAUAAACUAGUAGAUUUUGAUAACCAUCUGGACAAUAUAUCCCAGGAUUGGACAAAUAGUGAAUUAAACAAAGAAAUCAAAUCAUUUUUAUGAGGUUAAUUAAAUAUUAAUAAAUUUAUGUUUCCAUACACCAGAAUAGCAAAUUUUAUCACAUUCCUGUACAGGUAACUCCUUACUUUUGGGGGCUCGACGAAAGAAUAUUCAUGCCUUUGUAAAUUGGUCAACAUCUUUUUUGUGUCUUGACUGUAUUUGUUUUUGUAGAUAUGUCAAAUAUUGGAUUGUAUAAUAUAUGUUGUUGAGUAACUUUAUAAUUACAAUAAAAUUUAUUUAAUAAGAACUUUUAUUUUUGUACUAAUAUAGGGUAAAUGCACAGGUACUCAGCCUUCUAAGUAUAAGGUAACAAAUCGUUCACCUUUAGGAAGGACAGUCCUUCCUUAAAAAGUAUCCUCCUUUUCGAAAUUUUAAAACUAAUCUAUUAAUUUCUGUAUGUUGAUAUCCUAGUUGCAGCACUUAGUGUAAAAUUAAAUAUGAAGGUUAUUUCUUGCUCUGAAAUUUUCAACAUAUUGGUAGAAAAUAAUGACAAAAAAUAUUCAUUCAAUAGAAAAGUACUUGUUUAAUUAAAAGGGAU
Psylliodes chrysocephalus is the source of this 1225-nucleotide messenger RNA. NCBI's taxonomy places the organism in Eukaryota, Metazoa, Arthropoda, Insecta, Coleoptera, Chrysomelidae. The record is from the annotation of a GenBank genome assembly.